This is a messenger RNA of Anthonomus grandis grandis, 9999 nucleotides long. RefSeq names its product serum response factor homolog (gene bs). The record is from RefSeq and is a predicted model, not a curated record. The transcript is spliced from 3 exons. Lineage: Eukaryota; Metazoa; Arthropoda; Insecta; Coleoptera; Curculionidae. Gene Ontology annotation, biological process: positive regulation of transcription by RNA polymerase II. Bases 1 to 1272 code for a protein of 423 amino acids. Gene Ontology annotation, molecular function: DNA-binding transcription factor activity, RNA polymerase II-specific; protein dimerization activity; RNA polymerase II cis-regulatory region sequence-specific DNA binding.
AUGGAACCGCCUGGCGGGAGAGAUUCCCGUUUCCAGUUGGGUUACAGUAUGAACUUGCUCAGCGGCGAAACAUCCCCGGAGAUAUACGGGGGCGGCGGUGGUCUCGGGGGGCGGCCAUCGACCAGUUUGCAACAGUUGUCGCCGCGGCACACCAUGGUGUCGGCGGGGGGCGGCUGUGGCCCCCGCGGUCCCUCCGCCCUUAAGGGUUCGGACGUGUGUUACGACGCACCCCAGGGGCACAUGGGGUUCGAGCCGAGCCCCGGCGGGGUGAACGACAUCCACGACGAGACCUACAGCACGAUGCAAUCGAAAAAAUCGCCGCCCAGCAACGGGAAAAAGACCAAAGGGCGCGUUAAGAUCAAAAUGGAAUAUAUCGAGAAUAAACUGAGACGGUACACGACGUUUUCGAAGCGGAAAACUGGGAUUAUGAAGAAGGCGUACGAACUGUCAACGCUGACCGGCACGCAAGUGAUGCUGCUAGUCGCGUCCGAGACCGGUCACGUGUACACGUUCGCCACGCGAAAACUCCAACCGAUGAUCACCUCGGAGGCGGGCAAAGCCCUGAUCCAGACCUGCCUGAACUCGCCGGACCCUCCGGCCGGAUCGUCGGGGGGCGAUCAGCGCAUGUCCGCAACCGGUUUCGAGGAAACCGAACUCACCUACAACAUCUCCGACGAGGACUCAAAAGAAAACACUUGCAACUCGAGCGACGCGGAGGACUAUGACGACGACAUCUCCGAAGAAGAGGAGGAACCACCAAACAAGAAAAUCUUCGUUUCUGCGGAGAAAUUAUCGCCGACUCCGCCUUUCGCCACCACAACGUCACAAGACUCCCUCGACUCAUCUUCAUCAUCAGAAAUGAAAAAACAACCUGAAGAGCCAACAACUCCCGAGAACGCCACCAUAAUAAACCAAAUAAACCAGAUAAAAGACGCAUUGAUCCAAUCGAAUAAAGCGAAAGCUGCAUCAAGUCACACCACCAUGUUACCUUCAACAUCGUCUUCUAACGUUCCUUCUUUGAUAACAUCCACUCAACCACCGCCUCAAAUUCAACUGAUACCCUCAUCCCUUACUCCUGAUAAUAAUAUGAAAGUGGUGCCUUUAAUAGCCCCAACCCCCAAUGGGGGAUUCGGGUUCGUUAGCGUUGCUGAAGGGUUGAUUCUUGGUACGAUCCAGAACUCACCUACGCCGAAAUAUGUUGCUAUUCCACUCAGUUCCGUUAUACCAGGAGGUGUUGAGGCCGGUGCAGUAAAAGCCGAAUCAACUCGGUAGCACUUGGUGAAAAGGUUUAAGGGAUGAAGAGUCUUGUGGAUUUAUCAAGGAAAGACAAUAGGAGUAGAUAGGGAAAUGUUAUGAAUGGAGGGUGAGCCAGAGCUGCAGGGUUAUGGAGCAGUGGGAUCGUUAUAAUUUUUUUGUUUUACUCUUCACUUUAAAAUGUUCUUUUGUAAAGGAAAUUAGUCACUAGGUUGGAGUCCAUUUGAUCCGAGCAAGAGUCAUUUGAAUCACUGUCUAAUGUUAAGAGUAAGCAAGAUUUACAUAUCGAUGUUUUUCUUGAUAUUAGAAAUAAUUUUGCUCUUAGACUUUUCUUACGGGAGCCAUUACAUUUAUAGAUAAUCAUAGCUCCCAAAACUUCUUAUUUAUACUUUUUUUAAAUAUUAGUUUUAUAACAAUAAUUUUCCCUUCACUCCGUUUCUUUAUUGAUUUACUAUUUGCCCUGCUUUUGAUUAUAUCGACGACACUUGGGGAAGACCGAGUUACAAUGGCUACCUUCUUAUUGUUGUCAUAUUUUCUAACCAAUUUAAGCUCUCUGAUUUUUUUAUCAUAAGCAUUUUUGACCACUGUACACCGCACCAAGGGUGUAGAAUGGUCAUGACUUUGAGCUACACUGGCUACUAACAAAAAAAUACACAUUAAGACUUGUAUUUAGGAAAGGUUACAUUAUAUUGUAACCACUAACGUCAAUACCUAACUUAUAAGUUGUUCGCAAUCUGGGAGUACCACCAUAAUAAAAGGCUGGUAAAAUCGCAACAAUAUCAAACACUGGUACUAUUGACUCGUCUUUCACUUGAGGAAAAACGAAAAACAAACUUAUUACUUUUGUUCCUUAAGACAUUUACUUUAUAUUCAUGAUAUUCAAUACCUUCGACUUGACCCAUAUAGAACAUAAUUCUGUUUUUUGUUGCAAACCGAACUCAAAGCGCUUCAUACGAACAUUGUUUUCAUCCAGUUCCACAAUGUCUUCAUCUGAUUCCAAAAUCUCUCCGUUAGAAGUACCGCUACCUGCUAAAUAUGAUAUUUCACUCAAACUUUCACUGCUAGAUGGCAUUAAUUUCAUUAUAUUCUUCUUAACUUUUAUAGUGUGAUCUUUCUUAUUUUGUUUUUGUUUCAGACUCUCUUUUCGGAAUUUUUCCAUGUUGGGAACACAUCUAUUCUAUUCAUUAUGAGUGUGCUGAUGCAGAAGCAUCUCUGCUUCUUUUUUCUUCCGUCCAGUUUUUCAUUCUUCAAUAUCAUUAACUUUUGGAUAUGGUCCUACAUUUUCAGGAGGUACAAAAACCUAUGUAGGCUCAUUUUGAUCUACUACACUCAUAUUUUCGACAGGCAUUGAUUGAAAAGAUCUGAUGGACGGGAUCUCCUGAUUUAACGGGGGCUUUGGCACAGAGUCUCCUCGUGUGAAGUUUGGUCCUUUAAUUUUUUCUGGCUUAUCUCUGACUUCUGCUGCUACAUACUCAGCUUCUCCAUAUACAAACUUAUUCGGGGAAAACAGGAAUAUUUUUAUGUUAUUUACUAGCUAAACCAGUUAUGCAAAUUUUUUGUGUAAAAGCUAGAAGAUGAGCAAAGCCUAGAAGUUCGGCUAUUUCAUAUACAGGGUGUCUGGUAAUUACGCGUCAGGAUUUUGGUAGGCAAUUCUAAAUAAAAAAUGAAUGCAAUAAACUUCUAUACAAUUUUUUCGAAAACUCAAAAUUAAGGAAGAUCCAGAUACAUUUUUUUAAUAACUUUUUUACUAGUGCCAAUUCCAAAUUUAAUUCGCCAAAUUCUGCAUGCAAGUUACUAGUGUUUUUUUUUUGUAUUUACCCUAUUAAUUUGAUGCUAGUCGUCAAUGACAAAAGGCUUAGUCUGUCCAUCACCUUAGGAAAUUUGGAUAUCAAAUUAGUAAAGAGCAUCAAAAUAUCUUUUAACCUGGCGUCAGUGUGGUGACAUUUAUCUGUUCUUUUAGUGUGGUGGGGUAUGUCAUACCCCAAAUAAAUUAAUUUAAAAUUAAAAAUAUUUAGUAGUUUUAGGUAGAUUUUUUGGAUGGAAUAAAUUAAUACAUCAUAUCAGAUAAAAAAUAAGUAGUAAAAUAAAAGUAACAAUAAUAAAAAACAAAUUAUUACGAAAAAUUGAACCUAUUGUCAAAAACAAAGUGUAUUUUUUCUAAAUCAAGAUAUUCAACAAAAUAAUAGUUUCUACGAGUAAACAGUAUUAAUUUAACCUUAAAUAUAAGUACAGAAUAAAACAGAAAAUAACAUGUUACUCAAAAAUACAAUUUUGACAGUUCUCACAUAUAGUAAAAGAAUGCUGAACGCAAACAAAAUUUGAGCAUUUUACACAAGUAAAGAAAGAUUUACGAUCAUUACUUCGUGUACAAAUCGUGCAUCUUCUUGCAAAUCUCUGGCGUUUUCCUGGUGGAUCUAAUGCUUGUUUUUCGUGUUGCCAUAAAAUCUUACCUUGCAAUUCCCUUGGUAACCUUGGAUUUUGGGAGCGCGUUUCAGUAUAAUCAGCAAUGAGCUGAUAGGCUAGGUUUUUCAAAAAUACUCUCCUCUUUAUUUCAUUUUGAGUAUUAGCUCUAUAUAUGACUAAAGAGUUAAUUCCCGCGCAAUUCAAUAGAGCAUAAAAUACAGUGAGUGGCCAACGCCUACUAUUACGGGAUACAUCAUAGGACGCAGAGAGUUCAUCUACUACAUCCACCCCAUACUUGCUAAAAUUAUAAAAAGUUAUAAUUUCAGACUUUUUCUUUUCUGCGGUUGACGCAUCAAUAUCGGAAGUGUGAUGUAAAGUGGACAUAACUAAAACAAUUUUUUGUUUGUUUGGUAUGUAGGACGUGAGCGUAACAUCUUUUUGAAAGCCGAAUUUACUAGAAAAAAUGUCACGACCCUUAGAGACCAGAAAAGUUGGAGGCAACUGUCUUAUUUUUUCUGACUGUACCAACGGCCGUAAGCUUAUGUUCCUUUAACAAAUGCAGUAAUAUUUCAAAGCUGGUAAACCAAUUGUCAAAUGUGACGUUUCUCCCUGAGCCUGAAAUUGGUGCGACAAGUCUAUUUACGACAUCAAAUAGUUUAUUACUAACUGUAUAGGGUCCUUCAUGUUGCGCACCUGUUGCUUCUAGUUUUUCAUCUAUAGUUAGAUACUCGCUUGGGGUGUAAUUGUUUUGACUGUUUUGUAUAAAGCGCUCAAAGACUGCCCGAAUAGUGGCUAAUUUAUCAGUUGCUUUACGUUCAUUUCUAUUCUCAAUAUUAUCAAAUCUCAAACAAGAAAGAAGUAUAGUGAAUCUUUGUAAUGACAUGGUCUUACGAAAUUUUUCUAUUCCAGAACCAUCUGAACAAAAGAGAUCAUCUAAAUUUAAUCUUGCCGAUUUAUAUUUCCCUGCUAAAAACAAAAGACCAAUUACUGCCUUUAUUUCAUUCAAACUGGUUUUUUUUACAACGUAUUGAUGAUUUUCAUUAUAAAACUUUUCUGCAAGUUUUUUAUUAGUCCACUUGACAAUAUCAUUAAUCAUACCAUUAUCCAUGAAUAACUCAAAGCAUUCUAAAGGUGUUUUUGCAUUUUUUCCAUUAGCUUUAACACCUGGUAAAUGUGUUAUAAUAUUUUUACUACGAGUCCUUACAUUUCUAGGGUAGCAUAGCUUAGCCCAUUUUGUCCCAUCUUUUCCUAUGUAGUGCAGAUUUCGUUUCGCCUUACCUCCAUUUUCGGUUGUUGUUUCUUGCGUUUUUUCUUCUUCGAUCUCUUCCACAUGUGCUGAUUGCGUCGUGCUUAGGUUGUUAAUUUCUUCUUCUCCCUCUCCAUCAUUUACAUCUAUCAUAGCGUCUUCCUCACUAUCACUGCAGUGAUCACUUCCGCUUUCGUAGUCCUCUUCUCCUUCACUUUCUGAACCUAUUGGCGCUUCUCCUUCGUCUAACUCUUGCCAUAACUUAAUAAGACGCUCUUGCUCUUUUUCAAAGUCACCCAUUACUAAAAAUUCAUUAAAACACGUUUAAAAUAUCACCCACUAAAAAAAUACUAACAAUUUCACAGAGUAUUGAAAAAUUCAUUUACCUGUGUGGUGGGGUAUGUGAUACCCCAGACAACUUUGAAGACGUGUGGUUGCUACAGAAUCAACAGGAACACUGAUUUUGCCGCAGGGACAGGAUGACUGAAGUAUAAUUGGAAGGUACUAAGGCGCUCGCUUAAUUUAAAUUUACUGGGGUAUGUCAUACCCCACCACACUGAUGCCGAAAGGUGCUCUUGUUGCAUAAUCGUAGAAUUAACGGUUUCCGAGAAAACGUAGAAAUUUUGAUUUUCAAAAUUAACAAAGCAAGCCUUGAAACGAAACGCUUCAGUUUCCAUGGAAAUAAGUGUAUUAAAAAUUUUGACAGGUAAUAUUAUCUGCAAUUUUGGUAAUUUUAAAAUCAUUAAUAUUAAAAAUAAGAUGAAUUAUAAUAAUUAUAAUAAUUUGUAUUCCAACGCAAAACUACGCGACAUGCAUUAUUAUUAAGGUGCAGCUGGGGGAAAUGCGGUAAAAGCACAACGUUUGUACAGAGAAGCAUUUCUGUAGAAGAAUACCAAUCAAUAGAAGAAUACCACGAUCGCAAAUGUUUAGCAGUAUCCAUCAAAGACCGAGAAGAGCAGAAACUGGUCCAAGGCUCACCAGACUACACUGUACUGCCAGAUUAGAAUUUGCCAAAGAACACAUCAACUGGACCACUGACGACUGAAGGGUUGUACUAUUCUCUGAUGAACCAAGAUGUCCUCUAUCGAUAAAUGAUCGUCGAGUAAGAGUAGAUAGAAGACCUGAAAACAGAUUCCAAAUCAGUAUUCGUCAAAUGCCUUUGAUCAAGGAGAUUUUAUGGUUUGGGUUGAUUUUUCUUUCAACAAAAUACUUUAAAUGCUAAAAGAUACAUUACAGAUAUUUUGCAAGAAUAUGUUAUUGCUUUUGCCCUAGUUGUUGGUAAUACGUACAUAUAUACAGGGUGUUUCAAAACUGUGGAAUCAAACUUCUGGGGGUUGUUCAGUGCAACAGGAAUCCAUUUGAGUAUAGAAACCCAUGUCCGGAAAUGCGUCACUACGCCACUACGGCCGUUAAGUGACCCAUAAAAGACGCGUUAAAAUUUAUAAAAAACAUAUUUUACCUAAAUAGGAUCUGCUGUAUUUAUUUUUACCUUUUGUAGAUGAUACCAUAACAACAAUUGUUUAAAAUCAACGCUUAUCAAUGUCAAUUCUCAAUGUCUUGUUUAAAAAUUUUAUAGCUUACAAUUUUUAAACAUUUAUUGCUAAUGGAAAACUUUACUUUAUCAAGAAUUGGCGGAUAUGCAUUUGGCAUACGAAGCAACAAACUGCAAUGCACGAGCAGUAUCGCGGUUGUAUCAUGUUAUUAUUGUAAGUUUAUUGCGGUUUAUCGGCGGCUCGCUGAGACAGGCAUGUUUAAGACCAAGAUGCAUGAUACUGGUGUUGCUCAAACCGUAAGAACGGUCGAAUUUGAAGAAGAGGUGCUUCAGCGAGUUGCCGACGAACCAUCAAAUAGCACACGUGACGUCGCUAAGAAUAUGAAUACGAGUAACGCUUCUGUCUGGCGGGUACUACACGAGCAACAACUCCAUCCUUACCACUUCCAGAAAAUUUAAGGUAUGACUGCAGCCGAGUAUCAUCCUAAAGUUCAAUUUUGUCGAUGACUUCUGGAUCACAUUAUUGCACAACCAAAUUUUUUACGAUGUUUUGUGGACCGAUGAAGCCUCUUUUACAAGAGACGGUAUUUUUAAUAGUAGGAAUAGCCAUGUUUGGAAGAAAAUCCUUAUGCAAUUUUUCCAAGAAAACAUCAGAAUCGUUGGUCUGUCAACGUAUUGGCAGGCAUUGUUGGUGAUUAUUUAAUUGGGCCAUACCUUCUUAUAACAGGACCUAUUUAUCUGCGUUUCUUGGAGGAAGUUUUCCCAGAACUCCUUGAAAAUGUUUCUCUAAACGUUAGACAGCAAAUGUGGUUUCAGCAUGAUGGAGCGCCGGCUCACUUACAAACAAAAGAUCACCCGAUUUAACGGCGCUCGAUUUUUUCUUGUGGGGACAUGUAAAGUCUUUAGUCUACGAAACUCCAGUAGAAUCAGAGCUAGACUUAAUUGGAAGAAUAACAGCAGCAUUUGAAAUAAUUUAAAAUGAGGAUCAAAUUUUUAGUGUAGUCCGCCGAAAUCAUGUGCGGCGUUUAAAUCGGUGUUUUGAGGUUGGAGGAAGACAUUUUGAACAAUUCUUGUAAUGGUAUCAUAUACAAAAGGUAAAAAUAAAUGCAUCAGAUCCUAUUUAGGUAAUUAAUAUUUUUUCUAAAUUUAAACGCGUCUUAGGGCCGUAGUGACGUAGUGAGACAUUUCUGGACAUCGUGGGUUCCUAUACUCAAAUGGAUUCUACUGUUGCACUGAACAACCCCUAGAAGUUUGAUCCCAUAGUUCUGAAACACCCUGUAUAAAUACAUAAUAAUGCUCGCCAUGUCCCGUAUAGUAAGGAGAUAAUAAGAUACGGAUAUUGAGGUACUAGAUUGGCCAGAUUGGUUGCCAAUAGAACACAUAUGAACUGCACUCGAAAAAACUGCUAAAAGUAGAUUAAAUUCACCAAAAAUAUCUGAAACAGCUGUCUGAAGCGCUUACGGAAGAAUGGAAUUUUAUUUCUUAAGAGUAUGCCCGGAAUCUGAUUAUAAAUAUAAAAAGAUGUUGCAGUGCAGUUAUAAGAGCAAAAUGCGGUAAUAUAUUGAAUAGUCAUUUAUUUUAUUAGAAACUUUGUUUGAAAAAGAAAGAAUCGUUAAGUCUGUCUUUAAGUUUUCUUUUAAUAAAACACUGAAAAUUAAGAGCCAAUUAUUUCUUUAUUCAUGUAACUAAAAUAAAUUUAAAAUAAAAAAUAUGCAAUAAUUGUUUGGAAUAGUGUAUUUAACAAGCCGCAUCAAUGAAAAAAAAAUUCUAAGCAAAAUACAUUUCUCUCAUGUUAAAAAUAAGCGACAUUGAGUAUUUUGUGCAACAUGAUAUAAAGACAAUCCACCUAAUUUAAUUCUUGGUCGAUGACUCUAUAAAAUAACUUCACUGAUAACUUAAACCACAUUAACUCAAUUAGGACUUAUCUGAAUCACAAUGAAUACUCAUUAAAUUCAUUUUGCAUAGACGAUCCUUAAUCAAAAAUUAAUAUAUUGAUUUUUUAUAUAAUUUCAGGCUUUUUCAACUCAUAUCUAAAUCAUCUGCGUUGGUUCUUUGUCGGUGACUCCAUAAGAUUACUUAUCUAACAAUUUAUUUAAUAUUAACGCAUAAAAACUUAUCUGAAUUAUAAUGAAUUUUCAUUUAAUUGAUUCAGCUUAAUGAUUUGUUGAAUAAUUUCAGGCUUUUUUGAAUCAUUUCAAAUACUGCGUUGAUUCAUAAUCGACGACUAUAAAAUGAAUAAACUGACAACUCAACUAGGAAUUUUGCAAUAUCCUGUAUUUAUCAAGCUGUAUCAAUUAAAACUUUAAGUCUAAGCAAAAUUCCGUCACCCGCUAUUUUAAACCUUAAUACCUUUAUUAUUUUUAAUUUUAGGAGCAUAUUUCUUAAAUAAUAUUUAUUUAACAUUAAAUAAUCUGUUGAUUGCGGGCAUAACAUACAAACAUAUAAUAUACAUAAUACAAAAACAUAACCAAAGCUUUUAAAGCUGUUCAGCUUUUGACUAAAAAAUAUUUAGAUCAGAACAAUCAGAAUACAUUACAAAAACGUUUCUCUCCAAACUUUCCUUUGGGUCCAAGGAGAUCUAUCUAUAUAUAAUUGUGGGUGGUAAUAAAAAUGAAAUAAAAUCUUGUGUUUCUGUAAAUUUCCCCGACUGUCUGAAAUAGAUUCGGCUUUUCUUCCACACAGUUGAACCCUGAAAUUAAUACUUAUGAUAUUAAGAGCAAAAUGACCUGACUCGGAUUGAAAUGACUUCAACUGCCUGGAAUAAGUUAACCUUUUUUGACAACUUCAAAAUCCUGGAAGAAAAAACUAGUUCUUCCAAAAAAAUCAAUUCAGAUGUUCACACAUCUUAUUUUAACACUAAAUAAAUCUACCCAAAAAGAAUGAAUUCCUAUGAAUUAAUCCCAUAAUAAACCAGCCUAACAAGCCAUAUAAUAAUUCUUCUGCCCCGUUCUUUAUAUCGGAUUCCGUUAAAUCCUAAUGAUCACUUUGAACGGUGUAAGAUAUAUUAAUUAGAAUUUAACAGCCAGUAGUAAAUUGGAAAGUGGAUAAUUUUCCAGUUAAACUGUUUAACCUGAAACUGUAACUCAGCAUUCGCGGCGUGCCAUCGAGUUUAACAAGUUUGAAUGGGUCGUUAUGGUUAGACGGUGGUAUAAUUCAUAAAUUUUCCAUUUAAAGAAGAAAACUCUCGAUGCUUUUACCUGUAUUAACACUUGGCCACAGGAAAAUCUUUAUAGUUCCUUCCUAAUGCCAGUUUGCCAUUAGUGGGCCACGUUUGUUCCUUGUCUUAUUUGGCUAAUAAUUGUCUUUGUUUUACUAUUUAUAGAAAUUAAUUAUAUUUAUUUUGUGUUGUUUAUAUGUUAAAGCUAAUAAUAAAAUGUACUGAUUGUCAUAUUUAUUAAACUAAUAUUGUUUGUUGAUUAAUAUAGUUUUAAAUAAAUAAAGAAAAUUUGUAAAAAAAAUGUGCUAGUCUAAAUCAGACCAAUACAUAUUGUGUAUUAUAUUUAUCAUAUUUAUUAAGAAAUAUUUUUUAUCGGAAUAAAGAUAUUUAUAUACAUAUAUAUUGUAAAUAUUUUUUUAUUAGAUAAUAAAUUAGUUUUUUAAUGUA